AUGAAGAUGGGCGUUGCACAGGCUCAUCUUGAAGGAUACAAAAUGCUUAUUGAUCUAAAGGCUACUCUUCACCAGAGUAAUCUGAACCCUGUGAGGCCUGAUGCGAAUCACAUGAGGACUCUUGAUUCAAGUAUUAAACGUAAUUUAGCAAUUAUCAAGAAGCUUAAAGUGAUAAAUGAUGAAGUGAAGGACGGGUUAAUUGAAGAAUUGAAAACUGUAAACUUGAGCAAAUUUGUCAGUGAAGCAGUUUCUUACAUUUGUGCUGCUAAGCUUCGUUCUACUGACAUACAAGCUGCAGUUCAGAUUUGCUCACUGCUCCAUCAAAGAUACAUAGACUUCUCUCCUUGCCUUAUUGAAGAACUCCUAAAGACCUUCUAUCCUGGGAAGUCUGGAGAACCGGAUUUAGACAAGAAUGCAGGAGCCUUGAAGAAGCGAAGCACACUAAAACUUCUAAUGGAACUGUAUUUUGUUGGAAUUGUUGAAGAUGCUAGUACUUUCACCACCAUUAUAAAAGAUCUUACAUCACUGGAGCAUUUGAAAGACCGGGAAACAACUCAGACAAAUUUGUCUCUCCUUGCUAGUUUUGCUCGCCAAGGAAAGAUUUUUCUUGGACUGCAACAACAUGGGCAAGAUGCUUAUAAUGAGUUCCUCAUGGACCUCAAUAUCACUUAUGAUCAGAAGAGGUUCUUCAAGAAAGCCUUUUACUCUUACUAUGAUGCAGCAAGCGAACUUCUACAGUCAGAACAUGUGUCUCUUUGUGUGAUGGAGUCAGAAAAUGCAAAAAAUUUGAAUGCCAAAGGAGAACUAAGUGAUGAAAAUACUGCCUCAUAUGAGAACCUUCGAAGAUCUUUCGAUCAGUUAUUGCAUUGUGUUUCCUCUUUAGCUGAAGCUCUUGAUAUGCAGCCUCCUGUUAUGCCAGAAGAUGGACAUACAACUAGGGUUACCACAGGCACUAACUUACCUCCUUCUGGGAAAGAAUCCUCUGCAGUACAACUUAUAUGGGAUGACGAAGACAUGAAGGCUUUCUAUGAAUCUUUACCUGACCUCAGAGCAUUUGUGCCUGCUGUACUACUGGGGGAAGUUGAACCGAAGUUGCUAGAGCAACAUGAAAAGGUUCAUGAACAAUCUAACGAGUGUUCCAUGCAACCACAGACUGAAGUACAAGAGAAUGGUGAAACUUCUGUCUCUGAACAUCAAACUGACAGAAUAGCAAAUGAUGAACCCAAGAAUAGAGAGAACACAGAAACAGAAAGAUUGGCUAAAGAAAAAAAUCAAGAAAAGGUUAGCAGAGAAGAUGGUGCUGAAAGAGAGAAAGUGCGAGGCAUAGAUGGUGCAAGCUUGGAUAGCCUGCUGCAGAAGUUGCCAAGAUGUGGCAGCCGUGAUCUAAUUGAUCAAUUGACGGUAGAGUUUUGCUACCUGAAUUCUAAAGCAAACAGGAAGAAACUUGUGCGAGCCUUAUUCAGUGUUCCAAGGACUUCUUUGGAACUACUACCUUACUAUUCUCGAUUAGUUGCCACAUUGUCCCCAUUUAUGAAGGGUCUUCCAAGUUUGCUAUUGUCGAUGCUUGAAGAGGAGUUUAGUUUUUUGAUAAAUAAGAAGGAUCAGAUCAAAAUUGAAACAAAAAUUAGAAACAUUAGGUUUAUUGGAGAGCUGUGCAAAUUCAAAAUUGCACCACCAUGCCUUGUCUUUAGAUGUUUGAAGGCUUGCUUAGAUGAUUUCACUCAUCAUAACAUUGACGUGGCCUGCAAUCUUCUGGAGACCUGUGGAUGUUUUCUUUAUCGUUCACGAGAAACUACAAUUCGCAUGUCAAACAUGUUGGAGGUACUGAACAGAUUGAAAAAUGUCAAGAAUUUGGAUGCACACCAUACCACACUUGUAGAAAAUGCCUAUUACCUAUGUAAACCUCCAGAAAGAUCUUCCAGGUUAUCUAAAGUUCGACCACCUCUACAUCAAUACAUAAGGAGGUUACUUUUCUCAGAUCUCGACAAAACAACUGUUCAACAUAUUCUUCUUCAGUUACUCAAGUUACCUUGGGCAGAGUGUGAACAGUACAUUGUGAAGUGUUUUCUUAAGGUCCACAAGGGAAAGUAUAGCCAGGUUCACCUGAUUGCUCUACUCACUGCUGGUCUUAGUCGCUAUCAUGAUGACUUUGCUGUGGUUGUGGUAGACGAGGUUCUAGAGGAGAUUAGAGUUGGACUUGAGCUAAACGACUAUGCAAUGCAGCAACAGCGCCUUGCCCAUAUGCGAUUCCUUGGAGACCUAUAUAAUUAUGAGUGCAUUGAUUCAUCAGUUAUAUUUGAGACACUAAACCUUAUUAUUGUAUUUGGUCAUGGAACAUCUGAGCAAGAUUUGCUUGAUCCCCUCGAAGAUUUUUUCAGGAUCAGGCUGGUCAUUACACUUUUACAGACUUGUGGUCACUAUUUUACUAGAGGCUCUUCAAAAAGAAAGCUUGACAGUUUUUUGCUAUUGUUCCAAAGAUAUGCUCUCAGCAAAGGGCCAUUACCACUGGAUGUAGAAUUUGAUGUUCAGGAUAUGUUUGCUGAGCUGCGACCCAACAUGACGAGGCAUUCAUCUCUGGAAGGAUUGAAUAAUGCGCUAGUUGAGCUUGAACAAAAUGAGCACGUGGCUGCAGCCAGGAAAGGUGGAGAUGAAAGUCACUGGGACAGCGAAUCACAGUCGAAACAAUCUGAGAAUGUUGCAUUUGAUGCCAAUGACAAGAUGACAGCAAAUAUAUCCAAGAAAAAUGGUAGGGACCAUGAAGAAGCACCAAACGGUGAGAACUCUACAGAUAGCACAAGCAGAUAUCGGAAUGGUCAUGAAGAUGAGGAAGAUUUUCCGCGUAAAGAGAGAUUGGAUGACAGGCUGGAAAAUGAAGAUCGCAUUGAGGACAUUACUGUGCCUGUUGGUUCCGAUGAAGAGGAAACUGUUGAGGUUCAGAAAAAGAAGGUGCAAGUUGACCCUAAGGACCAAGAAGACUUUGACAGGGAGCUGAAAGCCAUUCUUCUGGAAAGCUUGGAGUCACGUAAGUUGGAGCCGGCCAGGCCCACUGUGAACAUGAAGGAACCAAUGAGUACCUUCAAGGGGUCAAAGGACCUGAUGACUACUGAAGCAGCGGGCAAAGAAAACGUGUGUGAUGAGUUAGUCAAAUCCGGAUCCGGUGGUGCUAGCGAGGUGUGCUUCAAGGUGCUUGUGAAGAAAGGGCAUAAGCAGCAGACAAAGCAAAUGCUCAUCCCGGGGGACUGCCCACUGGUGCAGAGCACGAAGCAGCAGAGUGCUGCUGAGCUCGAGGAGAAGCAGAACAUCAAGCGGAAAAUUCUUGAAUACAACGAAAGGGAGGAAGAACUGAACGCAACGUCGCAGGGAAGUGGGAAUGGGGGUCAGGGAGGAAGAACUGACGAGACCCCUGCUGAUCGUGUUACCUGGGUCGGCCCAAGCAGAGGUGGUGUUCGGCAGCACUACUGGGUCGCUGGUGGGUUCUACCGUGGCUAUGGAAGAAGGUGA
Molecule: messenger RNA, 3501 nt
Organism: Miscanthus lutarioriparius
Lineage: Eukaryota; Viridiplantae; Streptophyta; Magnoliopsida; Poales; Poaceae
Source: the annotation of a GenBank genome assembly